UCCUAUUAUUACCCUUACUCAGCCCUGAACCGUAAAUAGCAAUAAUUGCCUCUCUCUCUCUCUCCUCUCUCUGUGUCAGAACCCCAAAGUUCACCGACUUCUCUUUCUCUCAGCAAGAUUUCCUAAUCAGGUCGAGACGCAAUGACUCGCGGUAAUCAGAGGGAUCGUGAUCGCGAAAGAGCUGCGGCUCGAACCGGUGGUAAGGGCAAGAACAAAGACGAUGGGUUGACCCCUGAACAACGCCGUGAAAGAGAUGCGAAAGCGCUUCAAGAAAAGAAUGCGAAGAAGGCACAGGGGGCAUCUGGGGGCGAUGCUGGAGGUAAAAGCAACAAGAAAUAACGAAAUUAAUGGUUUUUUUAAUUUGUGUUUAGUUUGAAUUCUAUCUUUCAUAUCGAGGCUUUGUGGGUCUUUGUGAAUCUGUAUCGUAAAUGUCUUUCUGCGAUUUGUAUCUUCUGAUGCAAAGGAACAGUCCAUGUUUUGUAUAAGAUGCCAUGUUGGCUGUCAUUUGAAUAGAUAUUUGAUAUAUGAAUUUGUUCUUUUCUUGCUAAA
Cornus florida is the source of this 549-nucleotide messenger RNA. RefSeq lists its product as uncharacterized. The transcript is spliced from 3 exons. Lineage: Eukaryota; Viridiplantae; Streptophyta; Magnoliopsida; Cornales; Cornaceae. The coding region runs from base 142 to 339 and encodes 65 amino acids. The record is from RefSeq and is a predicted model, not a curated record.